AAACUGGCUUCAGUUCACAGCCUAGCGUCGAGGAAUAAGCCUGACAGGGAAAUCUCUGCCGGGCUUUAAAAUAGAUAGUACACGUGAUCUUCGAAGCAUUCGCAUAAUUUUGUUCAGUUGCAUUUUACUUGUUCGCCGUGUGAGAGGUCUGCUCGAUGGCCGACGUUUUGUCAAGAGCAAACCAACGUUUCCCACUUGACUAGUCUGUCGACAAAUAUCGACCGUCCAUCUGCACGUAAAGAAAAAUGGAAUAUAUUUGGAGUCUUACACGUAACUUUCGCGAGCUGUAUAACGGCAUUAAUGGUGCUACGUUGACGGGUGCCAUCGACAUAGUCAUUGUCCAACAGGAAGAUGGCACUUUUCUCUCGUCACCGUUCCACGUCCGUUUUGGCAAACUCGGAGUACUCCGUAGCCGAGAAAAGGUGGUUGAUAUUGAAAUUAAUGGCAACCCAGUUGACAUUCACAUGAAACUGGGAGAGUCUGGUGAAGCUUUCUUUGUCAGCGAAUCACCAAUUGUCAAUUCAGAUGGGCAGAUUUUUCCUCCACACAUGGCUACAUCACCGAUUCCACCAUCUCUCAUUGAAGAGAACAAGCUGAGAGGAAUCAAUACAGCAGAAUCCAGCCAUGAACACAUGGAAGACACAUUGAUGGGGAAGAGAGAUGAAGGCAUGCUAGCCAAAACAUCAGAUGAUAUUAUUUUAGGAGAGGACUCUUCACAAGGAAAUUUCGAAUCUAUUGGAAUUGAAAAUGCGGAGCGCUCAUUCAAACCGAUCGACCCUGACCAUGAUGCGGAAGCGGAAAGCUUGAUGCCGGAUUUCAUCGAAAUGACGGAAGAGGAUCGAAAGCGGUGGAGAAAGAAGAGUCGUAGACGACGUUCUCAAUUGAAAAAGAAGAUGCAACGAGAGGCCAACAAAACAUCGUCUGAAUCUGGAACGGAGCAUUUUCCGAAUGAAAUGGAAGUGGGACUGGAAGUCUCUCCUGCAAUUGGACCUCAUUUGGCAGAGACGUCACCAGUGAAACCAGGUCAUCGCAAGUCACAUAGUUUAUCGGGAAUUCAGCUCAAGGGUGAUGUGCCACCGCCUGUUGGAAAUCCAGUUGAGGACUGGGUUCGAGGCGGAAUUAUUUCUAGGUCAAUUGGUCAUGAAUUCCAUUUCUUCAGCGACACUGAAAUGGAAAUCAGGAGUCCCGAUGGAUCGCGUCCUCCUACUCCCGUCCACUCCGACACGGAAUAUGAAGUUGGCCACAUGAGGCCUAAAGUAUCAGAAUUGGGUGUUCCAUCCAGAAAUUGUCAUCAGCAGUCAUGGCGCUGGGGUGAAUUGCCUAGUCCACCUGUUCUUAAUCGUCCGUCACCACCCAAGCCCAUUACACGAUCCAGUCGCGAUGUUUCACCCUCAAAUCCAGGCACUGAAGCGGGUGCAGUCGCUACAGUCAAUAACGAGACUUCUGAUGGUACGGAUAAUAAGGCCCGUCAGUCCCAGAGUACGGCAGAAGCGGAAGCCCAACGCUCCAUGUUGAGUCACAUGUUCAGCUUUAUGCGACAGACCAAGAAAAUGCGACACCAAGGUACUACUGCGGGUGGAGGCAUAUACUUGGACGAUUUGAACGUGGACUCCCUUGACCCGGAGUUGGCAGCCCUUUACAUUACGCAAAGUUCUUUCCGUCAUGGACUCCCCGAUCCGGCGGUCGCCAGCCAGUAUCAGAGCGGGAUUUUCACUGACCCACAUCAUUCUUACGUUCACAGAUUGCGUGAUGAAGAAGACACGGAAUCGGGUAAAGGAGCAUCGCUACCCCAAUCGCCGCACAGUUUAUCAACAGCCACUGCAAUGCGCAGUUCAAGAGGUCCACGUUCAAUUGACAGCGACUUUGAAGAUUCCCGUUCGGACUAUCGCUCUUUGCCCGAUGUGGCUCUCUCACUAUGCGGCCACUUUGGCGAUCAGAUAGAUCCGCCUGAUGAGCUGUUCCUUCAAUCUCUAGUCACGUAUGAUGAUUUUAUCGAGAAUCCUCGCCUAAUCGAAAAUCCUGACCUCCUUGUCCGAAUUGGCAACAAAUACUACACGUGGCAAGCCGCAUGCCCCAUUAUUAUGAGCUGGGUUCUCUACCAGCGAUUCUUACCUCAGUCAUCAGUUGAUGCCAUUGUUCACGAGUAUAUGCCCAAACGAAAGGAAAAGAAGACUGAACCAGUUGCAGCCCCUGCCCGCAAAUCAUCGUGGUUCCCUUGGGGAAGACGAAGUGCCACUAAAAAGGAAAGUGGUGAACCGGAAGUUAAUGCCGCAAUUGCCAGCACCACCGUUCAGCCAGAAGCAGCGUCUGCUAUUGGUCCCAGCAGUGCCCCGAAAACAACAGAAUCAGUUGUCAAGAAACAGAAGAGCGAUCGUCAACUAGUCGGGGAUGUUGCAACAACAGGAACAUCGUCUGACAAUGAAAGUAACGAUUCAAAUCAGCCCGAUAGUGGCAAGAAACUUCCAAUGGAAAGACGACCAUAUUACGAGAAUACGGAUGUAUUCUGUAAAACGUUGCGUCUUACGUCCGAACAGAUUAGACAAUUAAAUCUGCGAGAAGGUCCUAAUGAGGCCGUAUUCAGCGUUACAACUGCUUACCAGGGAACGACUAGAUGCAAAUGCCACAUUUAUCUCUGGCGCUACGACGACAAAGUUGUCAUCUCUGAUAUUGAUGGAACUAUUACCAAGUCGGAUGUGCUCGGGCAUAUUCUUCCCAUUGUCGGACAAGAUUGGGCUCAAAGCGGUGUGGCCCAACUGUUCACAAAGAUCAAGAACAACGGGUAUCGUAUCUUGUAUCUGUCAGCUCGCGCAAUCGGCCAAGCACAUAUUACGCGCGAAUAUCUUCGGUCUGUCAAACAAGGAGAUCUCUCUCUACCUGAUGGACCUUUACUACUCAAUCCUACUAGUCUCUUGAGUGCCUUCCAUCGCGAAGUCAUUGAGAAAAAACCUGAGGAAUUCAAGAUUUCCUGUUUGCGUGAUAUCCAAAUGUUAUUUCCAUCGCAUUCGAAUCCUUUCUAUGCUGGAUACGGCAAUCGAGUCAAUGAUGUGUGGGCGUACCGGGCCGUUGGCAUUCCUACUUCCAGGAUCUUCACAAUUAAUCCACGCGGCGAGCUGAAAUUAGAACUUCCACAGGCCGUUCAAUCAUCAUACUCGAAACAGAGUUUCAUCGUUGAUUUGGUGUUUCCUCCGUUUCUUCACGGCACUCGCGAGAUUCUAGAAGGUUCCGAAUACAGCGAGUUCACUUAUUGGCGACAACCUGUUCCUGAUACGCCCGAUGAGGUGGAAGCAGCCAAGUUCAUAACCGCUUACUCUGAUUCGAACAAACAGCGUCGUACAGUGGUGACUAAAAGUGAACACUAGCGCUUUUCGAUCCCCAUGUAAUUUAUGAAAAAUGGUUUUUGGUCGUGGUUAUUCUUUCACUUUUCUUUCCUUCGUCUCGAGUCUUGUUUAUUUCAUGCCUGCGCAUUGUUUAAUUAAGGUGGGAUUAUCCUUUGAAUGGUUCGUCUUGAUGGAGUCUCGCGUCGAAAUAAACACAGCUGCGCUGUUCAUAAACUGUCAAUCUUGUGAUAGUUUCUAAGGAAUUACACCGUAUUUGUUUACCGUAACUCUUGUUGAAGACAAACCGUCUUCUAUGACAUGUUCAAUGCUAUUAAUUUAGCAUCGGGUCACCUUUUCGUGUCAAAAGUUUAUUCAAUUACAGUGUUUGUUUGUUUU
This is a messenger RNA of Daphnia pulicaria, 3713 nucleotides long. RefSeq names its product phosphatidate phosphatase LPIN3-like (gene Lpin). The record is from RefSeq and is a predicted model, not a curated record. Gene Ontology annotation, biological process: cellular response to insulin stimulus; triglyceride biosynthetic process; fatty acid catabolic process. Gene Ontology annotation, molecular function: phosphatidate phosphatase activity; transcription coactivator activity. Gene Ontology annotation, cellular component: nucleus. NCBI's taxonomy places the organism in Eukaryota, Metazoa, Arthropoda, Branchiopoda, Diplostraca, Daphniidae. The transcript is spliced from 13 exons. The coding region runs from base 246 to 3359 and encodes 1037 amino acids.